UAGACGCAGACGCAGACCAUCUUCCUCUCGAUGCCGCCUCCUUUCUUACACCUGACGUCCUCCCUGACCUCUAUAUAGACGGGCGCCGAGCGCGAGCUCGGCGGCACAUCACCCAGCCACUCCAGCGGUCCAGCCAGCCACAAGGCAGCUGCUUCAUGUGCACCUACACUACCUAGUCGCAGUCGGCACCUCUUCCUCCUUCGGCGACGCGAGCUGAGCGGUCCUGACGAGCAAGGCGCCAUGGCCAUCCGCGAGAGCUCCCAGAUGCCGGAACUGCUCCGGCUCCCUCUGCCGCCGCCGGCGACGACGGGGAGCCCGUACUCUGUGUGCUUGAGCGUGCCGGCGUCGCCGUCGGGGCUGCACCUCGGCGUGUGCGCGUCCGUCCGCAGCGUGGCGCCGGCUCCACAGCCACAGCCGGCAGAGGACCAGCAGCUGCUGCAGAACCAGGCGCGGUACCACUCGCAGCCGACGCUGACGAUCCGGACCGAGGAGCCGCCGCCGCUGCAGCGGGUGCGCACCGUGUCGCGCAGCGACAGCGCGCGCGACCGCCGCUUCGACCACUUCAAGACCUUCUCCGGCCGCCUGGAGCGGCAGCUGUCCAACCUCCGCGGGGUGGUGCCCGUGGACAUCGAGCCCGCCGGCGCCGACUCUACCUCGAACAAGAUCAUCUCCGAGGAGGAGACCGACGACGACGACGAGGUCCCCAGCGCGGACCGCUACUUCGCCGCCCUGGAGGGCCCCGAGCUGGAGACGCUGAGACCGACAGAGGUGUCGGCGCUGCCCGAGGACGAGACGUGGCCGUUCCUGCUGCGGUUCCCGAUCAACGCGUUCGGGAUGUGCCUGGGCGUGAGCAGCCAGGCCAUGCUGUGGAAGACGCUGCAGUCGGAGCCGUCCACGGCGUUCCUCCACGUGAGCCCCGCCGUGAACCACGUGCUCUGGUGGGUCUCCGCCUCGCUUAUGGCGCUCGUCUCCUUCAUCUACCUCUUCAAGGUCGUGUUCUACUUCGAGGCGGUCCGGCGCGAGUUCCACCACCCGAUCCGCGUCAACUUCUUCUUCGCGCCGUGGAUCGCCUGCCUCUUCCUCGUCAAGGGCCUGCCGCACCCGGUGUGGACCAUCCACCACGUGGUGUGGUACAUCCUCAUGGCGCCCAUCUUCCUCCUCGACCUCAAGAUCUACGGCCAGUGGAUGUCCGGCGGCGCCCGGCGGCUGUCCAAGGUGGCCAACCCGACCAACCACCUCGCCGUCGUGGGCAACUUCGUGGGCGCGCUGCUGGGCGCCAAGAUGGGGCUUCGCGAGGUGCCCAUCUUCUUCUUCGCCGUCGGGGUGGUGCACUACCUGGUGCUGUUCGUGACUCUGUACCAGAGGCUCCCCAGCAACGCGCAGCUCCCCAGGGAGCUCCACCCGGUGUUCUUCCUCUUCAUCGCCGCGCCCAGUGUCGCGUCCGUCGGCUGGGCAAGGCUGUGCGGCGACUUCAACUACGCCGCCAAGAUCUUAUACUUCACCUCCCUCUUCCUCUACAUGUCACUGGUGGUGCGUCUCAACCUGUUCCGAGGCGUCCGUUUCUCGCUGGCAUGGUGGGCGUACACGUUUCCGAUGACGAGCGUGGCCAUUGCGACGGCCGUGUACGCGUCGGCGGUGACCAACGUGAUCACCCGGGCGCUGGCCGUGGGGCUGUCCGUUGUGGCGACAGUCACCGUCGCCGGCGUGCUGGUGACCACCAUGUACCGCGCGUUCGUGUGCAAGGACCUGUUCCCCAACGACGUGUCCAUCGCCGUCACGCAGCGGCCUAAGGCCAAGUUCGGCAAGAUCCUCGCGCACAUCCGCGCCUCCGGCGACGGCGUCAAGGACCUCGUCCUCGCCGUCUCCAGGCACGGUGGCUCCCCCGGAUCAGACACCAACGGCACCAGCGAUCCGUCGUCGCCCGUGGCGCAUGGCCGCGGCGAAGCAGAGCCGUAGCUAGGGCACCACACCGGACACUGCACCUGGCGAUCUCCAAAACAGUUGCUAUCAUAUCUACUUGUAUGCACAGACUUCGGCUAGAUGAAUAGUUUCUCUUAGAUCUUGCUAUUUUGCUUGGAACUUAACUUUUCAUAACUUUCAUAAUUGGUUAUAUAGAUCUCACACACAGUAGAGGAUAAUAACUUGUGAACCUUUAUACGUCAAUUAAUCAUGCAUGAUUGAUUGAGCUCUUUGUAAAUCUUUGGACACUGCACUGUUUGUCAUUCUUGUCACAAACACUCCACAUGUGUCUUGCCGAUUGCAUGCUUUGGGGUAUCGCCAUUUUGGCAACCACGCUAAACUUCAGAUUUUGGUAUGCA
Messenger RNA from Zea mays, 2318 nucleotides. RefSeq names its product S-type anion channel SLAH2. Gene Ontology annotation, biological process: intracellular monoatomic ion homeostasis; transmembrane transport. The transcript has 2 exons. The coding region runs from base 241 to 1956 and encodes 571 amino acids. The record is from RefSeq and is a predicted model, not a curated record. Gene Ontology annotation, cellular component: membrane. NCBI's taxonomy places the organism in Eukaryota, Viridiplantae, Streptophyta, Magnoliopsida, Poales, Poaceae. Gene Ontology annotation, molecular function: voltage-gated monoatomic anion channel activity.